GCUUCUACACAGCAUUUGGCCCAAGGCUUUGCACCUAGAGGGUGUUAAACACAUUUGUUGAUUUGGUUUUGUUGGAUCCAAACCAGCAUGGUGACACAAGGCUGCUGGUAAGCAGGCUGCCUGCUCCACCCUUGUGCCCAGCACUCGUCCAUCUGGGCUCUGUCCUCAUUCAGGAUUUGGGUGACCACCCAGGGGCAUCGCACACCCACAUUACAGGCUGCACCGCAUCCCUUCGAUCUUCCGAUGUGGUCGUGCUAACCCCAGAAUCCCAGACUGUAAUCUUAUUUGGAAAUACAGAGGUCACAGAUGUGAUCAGUCAAGAUGAAGUCAUGCUGGCAUGGGAAGACCCUGAUCCAAUGACUGGGAUUCUUACAAAAAGGGGAAAUCUAGACACACACAGGAAGGGAGAAGACCAUAUGGGCAGAGAUGCGGUGAUACAUCUAUGAGCCGGAAGAAUACCAAGGACCACUACCAAAAGCCAGGAGAGGGGUCUGGAACAGAUUCUUCUUCUGAAGGAACCAACCCUGCAACACUUUGAUUUGGGCUUCUGGCCUUUAGAACCACAAGAAAAUCAGGUUUAAGUCCCCAGUCUGGUACUUGGUGACAGCAGCCCUAAUAAACGCAGCCAGCCAGCCUCUCGUGCUGCGGGGGCUGACCCUGAGCCCCCAGACCUGCUCCUGGGAGUGUGCUCAUGUCUACUGCUUUUCUCCAGUGAAGCCAGGCCACCUCCACAUACUGGUGGCCACAGUAGGACUGCUCGUGCUGGUCCAGCCGGCUGGGCAUCUCCUUAGCAUUCCGCUGGUUCUACUCCCAUAGGUGUCUAGGCCAAGCAGAGCUCACACCCCUCGGGGUGUAACGGCCUCUCCUGGGGGAGCAGAUGGCACGCUCUCUCAAGUGGGAGCACGGAUGUCCUUGGCACUGAGAGGCGGGAGCCUGGAAGCAGGAGAAGUGUGGGUGGUGGGGACAUGCGUUUGGAGGGAAACAGGGCAGCAUGGGCUGGGCAGCCGGAAACCAAGGUGUUUAUUGGGAUUCUGACCUGGGAAGUUUCUGAGGAGGAGAGAAGCAUGGUGCAAGCCUAAGGGGAGGUGACAAGUGACAGAGAGGGAUACGGGUCCUGUAUCCUGCUGGGAUACAGGGCUGGACCUGGUCUGGCAUAGUCAGGGCCCUGUGCCUCCUCCUUGGCUGGGGGGCAGCCCCCUUGUUCUCCAUGAGGUGGACGCAGCCACCCUCACCGGAUACCAUGACCUUUUUUCUGCGCCCCCAUGCCUUUGGCAGGUACCUGGGCCCUCUCCAUGACCUUGGUAGCUGCUUGCGUUCCUCAUAGGUCCUGUCCUUCUAGUGCCUUCUCUUGCCCUCUGUAAGGCACCUUCUGGGCCCAGCUGUGGGGCAGACAGCAGUGGCCAGGAAGGAUCUGACCCCUUUGGCCAGGGCACAGCAACAGGUGGGCUGAAAGAUGAACCACUGAACAUGAUCCCGCGCACAGGGCCGGCGCUGCUCCGUUUCAGCCCCUCCCGGCGGGAGCAUGACUGCGCAGCUUUAUAUAGCGCCAUGGUACUAUAUAAGACGGAGGCGCCGGGCGGCCCAGGAGCGCGGCGACGGCGGAGGAGGAGACUGCAUGCGCGGUGUGAUCCCAGCCGGACACGUCCCUUCCCCGAGCAGCAGGGUCCCCACACGGCGGGCCCGCCACAGCACCCAGGAUGCCCAGCAGGACCAGCCGCUAUGCCCGGUACAGCCCCCGGCAGCGGCGCAGGCGGCUGUUGGCCGACCGCAGCGUGCGCUUCCCUAACGACGUCCUGUUCUUGGACCACAUCCGCCAAGGGGACCUGGAGCAGGUGGGGCGCUUCAUCCGGGCUCGGAAGGUCGCCCUGGACACCAUCCACCCCUCAGGCCUUGCCGCCCUGCACGAGGCUGUGCUUUCCGGGAACCUGGAGUGUGUGAAGCUGCUGGUCAAGUACGGGGCUGACAUCCACCAGCGGGACGAGACCGGCUGGACGCCUCUGCACAUCGCUUGCAGCGACGGGUACCCGGACAUAGCCAGGUACCUCAUCUCGCUGGGGGCAGACAGAGACGCCGCCAACGACGACGGAGACCUGCCGUCGGACCUCAUCGACCCGGACUUCAAGGACCUGGUGGAGCUCUUCAAGGGGACCACGAUGGACUGAGCCCCCCCCCUCCCCGCCCCCCCUCCCCGCCCCCAGGGCUCGGGCCCUGCCUGGAGAAGUUGGGCGCCCACCCCCAAAGUGCUCGGAACUGCCCGCCGGUGGGACCCCGGUACCUGGGCACCCCCCCUUCUGGCCUGGCUUUUUCUGCAGGUGAAUUUUUUAUUGGGAUUUUUACUUUUUCAAUAAACGUCAUUCGCUAGCCCCUGGUGGUAGCC
This is a messenger RNA of Mustela lutreola (European mink), 2377 nucleotides long. It is a transcript of the gene PPP1R27, whose product is annotated as protein phosphatase 1 regulatory subunit 27. Lineage: Eukaryota; Metazoa; Chordata; Mammalia; Carnivora; Mustelidae. The record is from RefSeq and is a predicted model, not a curated record. The transcript is spliced from 3 exons. Gene Ontology annotation, molecular function: phosphatase binding. Bases 1698 to 2162 code for a protein of 154 amino acids.